AUGCCGCAUUCUAAAUCAGCUACAUGCUUGUUCAACAUAAUUCAGAAAUCCAAAGAGCCACUUAGGGAAUACAUUCGGCGUUUCAACAUGGAAAGGUUGCAGAUCCCUGAUUUGGAUUCCUCCGUACAGUUGAUAGCAGCCAAGAAAGGCGUUAGGCACAAAAGGUUGAAAUGGGAGCUAGAACUCCACCCUCUAGCUACCAUGGAAAAAUUCCUCACCAUCGCCCACGAAUACAUUAGGACGAAAGAAGCAGUAGGUGGGGAAACUCAGAUUACAGGAAAAAGAGAUGAUGCUGCUGGUUCUUCUUCCUCUUCAGAUUUAGCAACACCUUUUGCAUUUGGAUCAAGACGACAUGUCAACCCCGAGAGAGCAUCCAAUCCGGGGCUAAUUUAUGAUCUCGGCACUGCGGACUACCUGAACUACCUGUGCAUUCAGGAGCUCGAUACGGAUAUCUACGUUUUCAGGACUCGUGAUGGGUCCGGGAGGAUUAAACUGGUCGAACAUGGCGGUUGGCCAUGUUGGCUUGAUGAUUUUACCUUGUAUUUUCACCGAAAAAGCGAUGAUGGUUGGUGGAGUGUCUACAGAGCGAUUCUUCCUCGACAGAGAACGAUUCCGUCGAUUCGUGCUGGGUCGGUGGUAGUAGAACGAGUCACACCACCGGGUGUCCAUGCUUUCACGCCAGCUGCUUCACCUGGGAACAAGAGUUUCAUCGCUCUGGCCACGAGGAGACCCACUUCCGAUUUCCGCCAUAUCGAGCUGCUCGACCUUGUUCGCAAUGAGUUUAGAGAGGUCACUCGACCUGUUUCGCCACAAGCCCACCACUUCAACCCAUUCCUGUCCUACGAUUCGACCCGAGUGGGUUACCACAGAUGCAGAGGCAGCAACAAUGGAGGAACAAGAAGCCCGCUUUUACUCGAAAAUCUACCAAGUCCAGCACCAGAGAUCUCCCUCUUCAGGAUCGACGGGUCUUUUCCAUCAUUCUCCCCGGACGGAAACAGAAUCGCCUAUGCCGGAUUUCCAGGCGUUUACGUGGUGAAUCGCGAUGGCUCCGGCAAGCGUGAAGUCUUCCCCGGCACCGCCUUCGCCACUGCUUGGGACUGGAAACGAAAAGGGGUGAUCUACACCAGUGCCGGCCCGACCUUCGCCGAGGAAAGCACAGAAGUUGAUGUAAUCUCCAUCACCGUCGACGGUGACGAAAUGGGUCAAUACAAGAAACUAACGAUCGGAGGCCAAAACAAUGCUUUUCCGUCACCGUCUCCGGACGGGAAGUGGGUGGUGUUCAGGUCAGGCCGCUCCGGUCACAAGAACCUAUACGUGAUGGACGCUUUAGAAGGGGAGAGAGCUGGGGUCCGCAGRCUCACAGAGGGGCCAUGGACGGACACGAUGUGCAACUGGUCUCCAGAUGGUGAGUGGAUCGCCUUUGCGUCGGACCGGGACAACCCGGGCGGAGGCAGCUUCGCAAUCUACUUUAUACAUCCCAACGGGACCGGGCUCAAGAAGGUGGUCCAUAGCGGUGAAGGCGGUCGGACCAACCACCCAUGGUUCAGUCCGGACGGGAAGAGCCUUGUGUUUACGUCCGACUAUGCGGCGGUAUCGGCUGAGCCCAUAGCGAACCCGCAUCACUAUCAGCCGUACGGUGAUAUCUUCAUAGCUAGAUCGGACGGCUCGGGCAUCCGCAGGCUGACGCAUAACUCAUACGAGGAUGGUACGCCAUCUUGGGGGCCCAUGUUCAUGAGGCCCAUUGAUGUGGUGGAGUCCCCGUUCGGUGGGCCGCGGUGCUCGUUUGAUGAUUGUCAUUGGCUGGGCCUGAGACCUGACAAUAAGGCUGGGAACCUGGGCUGUCAAACUCGGACUCAACAAGCCUCAGCAUAGUGAAACAGCAUUAGGGCAAUAUAUACAUUUACUGUAGCAAAAUAGUAUGUUGUAUGCACGUGUGAUACCGUGUAGGUUAUAAUUGCUUUUCGAGAAGUUACUUAUCCAGCUAAAUGCAUUUAUCUAUGUAAGUGUUUCCUGAAAAAUAUAUUCGAGUGAGUGCAUUUUUCCACGUUC
Messenger RNA from Nelumbo nucifera (sacred lotus), 2049 nucleotides. RefSeq lists its product as uncharacterized. The record is from RefSeq and is a predicted model, not a curated record. NCBI's taxonomy places the organism in Eukaryota, Viridiplantae, Streptophyta, Magnoliopsida, Proteales, Nelumbonaceae.